CAGGACUUUUAUGAUUCAUAAUUUGUGCUGUGUUGUAAUGUUACCUCUGGAAACUGACAUACUAGCAUUUAUUGUUUUUUAUUGCUUCUCUGAGGUGGCUUUUGAAAGAGACUCAAGUGACACAUGUUUGAGAAGGGUUUAAAAGUUGGACACGGCUGGAUGAGGCAUUAUUCGUCUGGUGAGGAGUGGAAGAUUCGUACUUCUGUGGACGUGUGUGACCAUUUGGGCACCAAAUCCAGCAAUGAAUAAUUCAACAGGCUGUUCGGCCAGUGCCACAGUUUGCAAUGGGUCGUCCUGUGUGCUGACUGAGAGCAAUUUCAAUAACAUCCUCAGCGUGGUCCUGAGCACUGUCUUGACCAUCCUCUUGGCCAUGGUGAUGUUCUCCAUGGGAUGCAAUGUGGAAAUCAAGAAAUUCCUAGGACACGUAAAGCGGCCGUGGGGCAUAUGCGUUGGCUUCCUCUGUCAGUUUGGAAUAAUGCCCCUCACGGGAUUCAUCCUGUCAGUGGCCUUUGACAUCCUUCCUGUCCAAGCCGUAGUGGUACUCAUCAUGGGAUGUUGUCCCGGAGGAACCGCCUCCAAUAUCUUGGCCUACUGGGUCGAUGGCGACAUGGACUUGAGCAUCAGUAUGACCACAUGCUCCACGCUGCUUGCCCUGGGAAUGAUGCCGCUGUGCCUCUUUAUCUAUACCAAAAUGUGGGUCGACUCUGGGACCAUCAUAAUUCCCUUUGAUAACAUAGGUACGUCUUUGGUCGCUCUUGUUGUUCCCGUUUCCAUUGGAAUAUUUGUUAACCACAAAUGGCCCCACAAAGCCAAGAUCAUUCUUAAGAUCGGGUCCAUCACAGGUGCAAUCCUUAUCGUACUCAUAGCUGUCGUUGGAGGAAUUCUAUACCAGAGCGCCUGGACCAUCGCUCCCAAACUGUGGAUCAUAGGGAUGUUAUUUCCUUUGGCUGGUUACUCCCUAGGGUUUUUACUGGCUAGAAUAGCUGGUCAGUCCUGGCACAGGUGCCGAACAGUUGCUUUGGAAACGGGGAUGCAGAACACUCAGCUGUGCUCCACUAUCGUGCAGCUCUCCUUCACCCAGGAGGAGCUCAACGUCGUGUUCACUUUCCCGCUCAUCUACAGCAUUUUCCAGCUCGCCUUUGCGGGAAUCUUCCUAGGCAUUUAUGUGGCAUACAAGAAAUGUCAUGGAAAGAACGACAUGGAAUUUCCAGAAAGCAAAGACAUCGAAACAGUCUCUGGGUCAUCGUUCUCAAAGGUGAACGGAGGAUUUCAGCCAGAUAACAAGUAGACACCAAGUGGACAAAAAAGAAGAAUUCUAAAGUACACGUUCUGCGAUAACAGUAUCUGUUUGUUUUUGUUGGGAUACUUGGCAGGAAAGGGUUAAGGUGAAAAUUUAAAUUCCAAUUGAAUCCAUAUAUUGGUUUUGGUACCAAGUGACUGGUGGCCCAAAUCCUUAAUGUGACAAAUAUUUAUAUGUAUAUAUGUACUGUCUUUGAAAUAUGCCCGAGAAAUGUCCUCAGACCACAGACUGUACCUGACACUGGUAACACUGAGAACCUCAUAACUCCUAAACCGGAUUCUUACUCAGAAUCUCAAAACGCAGAGAUGAGCACCUGACUUUAUGUAUCUUAAGAUAGAUGCAACGAAUUAUUAUUAUUAUAAAGUGAUCAAGAUUUUCUUCAGUGUUUAUGAUUAUAAGAAGAUUGAAAUGAACAUCUUCCGCUGACAUGUUAAUUAUUAUUUUGAAAAUGUUGCAACCUAUUUAUUUAUAUAACUUUAUCAUGUAACAUGGACAAGUAGCUGACUUCCUGCAUU
Leopardus geoffroyi (Geoffroy's cat) is the source of this 1815-nucleotide messenger RNA. RefSeq names its product solute carrier family 10 member 2 (gene SLC10A2). Gene Ontology annotation, molecular function: bile acid:sodium symporter activity. The transcript has 6 exons. Gene Ontology annotation, biological process: bile acid and bile salt transport. Lineage: Eukaryota; Metazoa; Chordata; Mammalia; Carnivora; Felidae. The record is from RefSeq and is a predicted model, not a curated record. Gene Ontology annotation, cellular component: apical plasma membrane. Bases 242 to 1288 code for a protein of 348 amino acids.